Molecule: messenger RNA, 1065 nt
Organism: Phaeoacremonium minimum UCRPA7
Lineage: Eukaryota; Fungi; Ascomycota; Sordariomycetes; Togniniales; Togniniaceae
Product: putative diphthamide biosynthesis protein 1 protein
Exons: 3
Coding region: 1-1065 (354 amino acids)
Biological process (GO): protein histidyl modification to diphthamide
Molecular function (GO): 2-(3-amino-3-carboxypropyl)histidine synthase activity
Source: RefSeq, a predicted model, not a curated record
AUGGAGGACGAUCGAGCUGAGGUAGAUCUGGGCAUCGCAGCCGACAUCGAGGCCUCGCAGGCGCCGGAGCCCGUGGUUAGGCAGCCCAAGAAGAGGUUCGUUGGAAGGAGAACUGCUACAGAGGCUUCUUCCAAGAGCGGAGCAGGGAAUUCUAUCGAGGAUGCUGGGGCCAUUCAAGAAAUUUUGAAUGAUCCGGAACUCAAGUCAGCCAUGUCUCUACUGCCGGGUAACUACUCCUUUGAGAUUCCUAAGACCAUCCACCGCAUCCGCACGCUCGGCGCGAAGAGAGUGGCUCUACAGAUGCCCGAAGGUCUUCUCAUGUUUGCCACCACGAUCUCAGACAUUUUGACGCAAUUCUGUCCCGGAAUUGAGACGCUCAUCAUGGGCGAUGUGACAUACGGUGCCUGCUGCAUAGAUGACUAUACGGCGCGAGCUAUGGGCUGUGACCUGUUGGUCCAUUAUGCGCACAGCUGCCUCAUACCUGUGGACGUGACCAAGAUCAAGACUCUGUAUGUAUUUGUCGAUAUUAGUAUCGAUACAUCACAUCUGCUUGCGACGCUGGAGCGCAAUUUCAGUCCCGGAAAGACCAUUGCCAUGGUGGGGACGAUCCAGUUCAACGCCACCAUACAUGGCAUACGUUCAACACUCGAAAAGGCUGGCUUCAAAAUUAUUGUCCCGCAGAUAGCGCCGCUAUCCAAGGGCGAGAUAUUAGGGUGCACGUCUCCGAACCUCGCGACCUAUGCUGCCGAUAGUCCUGUUGACCUGAUACUCUAUCUUGGCGAUGGACGUUUCCAUCUCGAGAGCAUAAUGAUACACAACCCAGAUAUACCGGCGUACCGGUAUGAUCCGUACUCGCGCAAGCUGACGCACGAGACAUACGGACAUGAUGAGAUGCAAGAUCUGCGGCGGGAUGCAAUCCGGACAGCGAAGAGUGCGAAGAAAUGGGCCUUAGUAGCCUUAGAGGAGCGUGAGGAUUGGGGAAAGGGUGUCUAUCCUAUGGACUACUAUGGAAAGGAAGGUCUUGGGCGCACAAAACCUGUUGUCAGUCUAGUGGGGGCUAAUUGA